AUGCCGGAUCUUACAAGCAGUCUGCUUUCCAAUUGGAAAUGCCUCGCGGCAUGCACCCUCGUUUCCAUGUCGCCGUUCCAAUACGGCAUCGACUUUGGUGCCAUCGGCGGUCUUCAAGCCAUGCGCGGCUUUCUCGAAGUCUUUGGCCAUCCUGAUCCUAUGUCGCCCAUAGGUUACAACAUCUCUCCCGAGCGUCAGCAACUCAUCUCGUCUUUGAUGACACUAGGCGCUUUCAUCAGUUCAAUGUUCGCCGGUGUCUUCGCGAAGAAGCUGGGAAGGCGCCAAUGUCUCUGGCUGGCCAGUGCGCUUUGCUGCGUUGCGAACAUUGUCAUGAUGACUACGACCAACAUUGCGGGGCUGUACUCUGGAAGGCUCUUGAUUGGGAUUGCAAAUGGAUGGUACAUGACAUUCUCGCAGUUGUACAUUCAGGAAUCAGCGCCAGCUCGAUACCGCGGUCUCAUGAUAUCCGUUUUCCAGAUCUGGACUUCGGUCGGCACGCUCAUCGGUACUGUGAUCGACAACGCAACACACGACAUGGCCGGUCGGGACUCGUACAUCAUCCCACUCGGCACUAUCUUCAUCGUCCCGGUCCUCAUGUCUCUCGGCCUGUUCUUCAUUCCCGAGUCGCCACGUUGGCUAACCCUAGUCGAACAGCCAGCACAGGCUGAGAAGGCGCUCUUAUGGAUGCGUCCUCAUCCCGAGAGCGUUCCCGGUGAAGUAGCAGAAAUUCAAGCAGCCAUUGAUGCGGAGAAGGCUGUCAAGUCGAGCGCGAACUUCUUGGACAUUUGGAAAGAUCCUGUUGAUCGUAGGCGCACGCUGUUGGCUAUCGCUGCGGUAUCGACUCAGGCUGCUUCGGGUGCCAUGUUUGUAAUUGCGUAUGGAACGUACUUCUUCCAGAUGGCGAAUGUCGGUAGCCCCUUCAUGAACUCCUGCAUCUUGACGGCCGUUGGUGUCGUUGUAGUCAUGAUUAACAGCAGUGUAAUAUCGAAGAUCGGUCGCCGCCGCGUUUUCCUUAUGACUGGUCUUUCUAUCUGUGGUGUCACGCAACUUAUCAUCGCCGCUGUCUACCACGUAAACCCAGGCACGACUAGCACUGGAAAGGCCAUCGUCGGUCUCUCAGUCAUCUACAUCAUCGGCUACAACGGCAUGAUCGCCGCCUAUGCUUGGCUUUCAGGUGGAGAAAUUCCAUCGCAGCGUCUGCGCUCAUACACGUUUGGUAUCGCAUCGGCAGUCGCUUUCGCAGGUGCCUGGCUCACUACAUUCACUGCACCAUACUUCAUCAACCCUGACUCCCUCAACUGGGGCCCUGAAUAUGGCUGGAUCUGGGGACCAUCUUGCUUCAUCACGGCAGCAUGGGUGUACUUCUACCUACCCGAGAUCAAGAACCGCACUCUCGAAGAGAUUGACGAGAUGUUUGAGGCCAGGCUUCCGGCGCGCAAGUUCAGGAAGUACGUCUGCACUGGCCGUGUCGCAGCUGGUGUUGACGACAAGAUCGAGAGACGCGAUAGCGACAAGGAUGAAGUUGUGCAUCACGAGGUUGUCGGUACUGAGAAGAGUGGCUGA
Messenger RNA from Alternaria ventricosa, 1563 nucleotides. RefSeq lists its product as uncharacterized. Bases 1 to 1563 code for a protein of 520 amino acids. The record is from RefSeq and is a predicted model, not a curated record. Gene Ontology annotation, biological process: transmembrane transport; carbohydrate transport. The transcript has 5 exons. Gene Ontology annotation, molecular function: carbohydrate:proton symporter activity. Lineage: Eukaryota; Fungi; Ascomycota; Dothideomycetes; Pleosporales; Pleosporaceae. Gene Ontology annotation, cellular component: membrane.